Messenger RNA from Symbiodinium sp. CCMP2592, 762 nucleotides. The record is from the annotation of a GenBank genome assembly. Lineage: Eukaryota; Dinophyceae; Suessiales; Symbiodiniaceae.
AUGGAGGAGGAUCCAGAGCUCCUGUUGAAGCUCAAGGGCUUGAUGAAGGCAGCACUUGCCAGAUCCAAUGACUUGCUAGUGAACGAUGCCCUGAGGCUCCUGAGCCGGCUUAUGCGGAAACGAGGCUUGAUUAUGGAGCCCAAAGCCUUCAGGGGAAUCUCACGAAAGAUGCUUCAAAGCGCUUUGCUGAUGCAGUGUCCUGACCUCGAUCAGCUCGAGGCCGGUGUUGCUUCUAUCAGCGCAGGGUCAUUUUGGGCGCAGAGCCUCUCGAAUGAGCGGCAGAAGCAAGAAUUCUUCCGCAGAAACGAGCAACUCAUGGCUCAGCUGGUGAAUCACGACCUGCCAUUGUGGUUGGGGUGCCCUUCGGCCCGCGAUGCCGAUGCCUUCCGCCUUCGCGUGCACUGUCUCCUGCAGUUGCCUCGGCUGGCAGACGCGAAGGGCAAGCAGAUGUUGAUCGUGGAGAUUGCAGACGUAGGACCUUGCUUGGGCUGGGCCGAGCCUUGCUCUCGCGGCUGUGUCCAGCUGCUCACUAAGUACGGUCUCUCCCCGAUCUUUUUCACCGAUGGGAACGGUUCACUUGUAGAGCGUCGCCUGCAGCACGACCCAGACUUGGACGUUCCGUAUAAAACUUAUGCGAGACGUCUCAGUGAUGACCGUAUCUCGGAGAGGGCAUGGAUCGACGUUUCACGCAAGAUAGAGAUGGAAGGGGCAGAGCGGACAGAAGUGUGUUUCAUGCUUGAUAGCGAUGAAUGUGGGGUUUGA